Paramecium tetraurelia is the source of this 1449-nucleotide messenger RNA. RefSeq lists its product as uncharacterized. Gene Ontology annotation, cellular component: ciliary tip; centriole; ciliary basal body. Lineage: Eukaryota; Ciliophora; Oligohymenophorea; Peniculida; Parameciidae. Gene Ontology annotation, biological process: cilium assembly. The transcript has 3 exons. The record is from RefSeq and is a predicted model, not a curated record. Gene Ontology annotation, molecular function: protein binding.
AUGAGAACCGCUAAUUCAAAUUAGGCAUAAUCAUCUCUCCCAGAUAGUAAUGAAAUCAAUGAAUAUAUUAAGGAGUACUUAAAAUACUCUAAUUAUUCCAAUACCCUGGAAUGCUUUGAAGCAGAAAUUAAGAGCAAAUAGGUUUCCAAUAAAAUGCUAAAUAAAUAAUAAGUUAUUAAACAAACAGGAGAGGAUUUACCUCGUAUAUUUUAAUUGUUAAAAAGUGAUAAUAUGAAAACAAAAAGGGAAAUCAAUUUAGAAAAGGAAUAAAAGCAAUUUAAUAAAAAAUACUAAUAAAUUUUAUAAGCAGGCAGAUAGAUAUUUUCAGUCAGUAUAAACCUAUUGCAAUUAUUGCAUUCAUUAAAGGAGACAGCAAAAAAUGAGAAUCUUAGCGAAACUUUAGAGAAUUAUAAAAUUUAGUUAGGAAAAUAUCAUAAAGUAAUAAUUAAUGAAGGUAAGCCUGAAGGAACAGAAUUAAUUACUGAAUAAGUUAUGCAUGAGCAUAAAACUAAGCUAUUUAAGAAUUAUUAGGAUAAGAAUGUUGAUGGCAUGAUAGAGGUAUUGCUUUCAUUAAGGGUAAAUGCAUUAUAAAUUGCACCAGAAUUAAGAAAAAAUUUGGUCUAUGAAUUGAUUAGAAAUGAUGUAUUUAAUAUCGAAGCCACUGAAAAAUUUGACUUUGUAGUUAAUUUAUUGGAUAUUAAUAACCAAAGCCUUAGACAUGCAAUAGCAAGUUUAAUUAGUGUAAUUAGUAGUACUUUAAGGGGAGUUGAAUAUUUAACCUAUAAUGGAAACAUGAUAAUAAUAGAAAAAAUAAUAAAAAUUUUAAAGGAAUAAGAAAACGGUUCUGUGACAUAAAGAUUUUGUUUGGCAAUUUUGUAGAAGGCUAGUAUUAAAGACACUGUAAUUCCAACUUAUGUACAUAAUGAAAUGAUUUAAUGGAUUGUGAACUUAAUUUAAAAGUCGGUUAAUGCUAAGAUUCAUGUUUUUUGCCUUGACUUUGCUUCUGCUACUUUAGCAAAUAUUAUACACACUCCAUAUACUUUAUAAUAUUUGGAACAUUAACCUAGAUUUUCACAUCAGGUGAUGGAAUAGUUAUUGAAAUUCAUUAAAGAUUAGAUUUAAGUUUCAGUUUUGAUGCAUGUUUUGAUUUGUUUGUCCUAUCUGAGUAAAGAGAAUUUUGCUAAAUAAAUGCAAGAAUGCAAGUUUGUAGAAAGGAUAAGUGAAUUUGUUGAAUAUUACAGUGUAAUCAAUACAGAAAACGAGGCAGCUGAAAUUGACAAAAAAACAGUUUUAGACUUGUGUGCUCAUAUGUUCCAUCCAAAAGAUACUUCCCUUGAUAAUUCUGAGACUUUGGAAUUAAAUGAGUUAAAAACUGAAGAUAGGAUUAGAGAAUAUGAGAAUGAACAAGGUGAAUUAAUAUUCGAAUGUUUUCAAGAUGAAGUAAGUUGA